This is a messenger RNA of Australozyma saopauloensis, 822 nucleotides long. RefSeq lists its product as uncharacterized. The transcript has a single exon. Bases 1 to 822 code for a protein of 273 amino acids. The record is from RefSeq and is a predicted model, not a curated record. NCBI's taxonomy places the organism in Eukaryota, Fungi, Ascomycota, Pichiomycetes, Serinales, Metschnikowiaceae.
AUGAUGCUUCGCCGCCUCUAUGCCACCUCAGCGCAAAAGCCGCUCUCGCACGCCGCUUACAGCCUCCAUCCAUGGCCGGUUUCCAAAAACCCAUCUCCACAUGAAAUCUUCGAUCUUAGCGUCAAUGAUAAUUACAACAAUCCGGAUGUCAAGCGGGGCGUGCGUGCUACCUACAAGAAGUUUGUCAAGCUCUACCACCCCGAUUUGGCGGUGUCCAAUGCUGUGGUAGACAACGACGGAAAUAUUCUACUGAUGGAGCAAAAACGGCUUCGUUUUGAUGCGAUAAGACACGCAUACGAGUGUAUUAGCGAGAAAAACGUCCGGCCUAUGCCCCGGUACACGCAGGGUGCCUCGGCACAGACCAAAUACGGCCCCGGAGCUACGUUUGAUGCGUUCCGGAAGGCUACCUAUAACCCACGCCAUUCGGCUUACUACAGCAGUCAGGACUUUUGGCGCGCAGGUACAUGGGAGGAGUUCUACCGGAUGAAGUACCUGCGGGAGCCUCCGACGAUGGAGGAGCUCGAGGCUAACAAAUGGAAGAUCUUGAAGUGGGUGGUGGCCUUUGCGGCAGUGUACCUGGCACUUCAGAUGAUGCUUGCCGUGGAACGGGCAAAAGAGUUCAAUCGCCAGACGUACCUCAUGAACCUCCAGGCAAAUGCGCAGCUUGCGGAUCUGUAUGGAGAUGGUGACUUGACACAAUUAGGCAGAAUCAAGCGGUUCUUGGUCCAUCGUAGUCUGACUCUUCCUGAUGAGGAGAGGAUGCGGGUCAAUGAUGAGAUGUUGGUGAAAUAUGCGCAGAAGUCACAUCGUGAUGAAGAUUAA